GGAGCAUACAUCACUGUUACGCAUUAUACCUAUAUAGCAACGAUCAAACGACGAGCGUAACACCAACUGGGAAUGAAAUAGUUGGAUCCGUCAGUAAGGAUUAACUCAGUCGUCGCGGGCAACGUUUUACAGCCUCUUCGUCUCACUCCGUUUUCUCCCUUCUCGCGAUCCCAGGGAGUUUUCCAUUUUUUUCAUUGUUUUUCUUUUAUCUUCUUGCAACCAAGUUACUCUUACUGACACAGUUGUAGAGAGAAAGGAGACAUUUUUUCCGACCUGAAUGGGGUGAACUGCUGAUAUGUAUAAAAGCAGUACGUGACAACUUUAUUCAGUCGAUUAGAAUUAGUGCGACAAAACUUUAAUAAAUAAAUUAAAAUAUCCUCUUUAAUUGGAAAAUAUAAAGUUUAAAUACGAAGAAGAUAAAAAGCGGGUAAACAAAACACGAGAAAAAGAACAGAAAUCCGUUUAUUUGUUUAAAAUGAGUGGUGAAUAUUUAUAAAAUGUUGCCGAUUUUCAAGUUCCAUUGCCGAAUUACUUGAUUUACAAAUAUUGAUCAAAUGCGAAAUCAGAGGAAAAACUCCACGUUCAUUGAGGUGAGGAAGAAAUGUCACAGCUGACCUCCAGUGAUCGUCUGGGCAAUGUAAAGAGUCGUUACUAUACAACAAAAGACAUUCGUACAGGAUGACACCGACGGGUGGCCGCUCGCGCACCGCUUCCGAAUCAAACCCUGGAGCCGGUGCCUCGUCGGCCCUGUCAUCUGCCGAGGAAGGGGCAGAGGUCAGCAUGCUUGAAGAUGGGGACGGAAAUCGUCUUCCCGACAUCGUGGUGGAGAGUAAACUUUAUGGCAAUGGUGCUGAUGAUGAGCCUAUGGAAUCAUACUUGGCAAUCACCAUCCAAGUUUUUAUACCGUUUCUGGUUGCCGGGCUGGGAAUGGUCGGUGCGGGCUUGGUCUUGGAUUUGGUUCAACAUUGGGUGGUGUUUGAAAGAGUAAACGAACUGAUGAUCUUGGUACCGGCACUCUUGGGACUUAAGGGUAACCUUGAAAUGACCUUGGCAUCGAGACUCUCUACUCAGGCAAACCUCGGACACAUGGAUACACCGAAACAGCAAUCAUCCAUGAUAGUGGGAAACCUUGUCUUGAUUCAGUGCCAAGCAAUAGUCGUUGGUUUCUUGGGUUCAGUAGUCGCCAUAGUGAUGGGGGCAUUACGGAACGGAACCGUAUCACUGGACCACGCGUAUCUCCUCUGCGCCAGCAGUCUUGUUACAGCGUCGCUUGCGUCGUUUGUCCUUGGUUUGAUUACCGCUGGAGUGAUUGUUUUUUCACGACAUUGUCACAUCAAUCCCGACAACGUGGCAACGCCAAUCGCAGCCAGCUUAGGGGACAUCACCUCUUUGGCCCUCCUAUCCUGGAUUUCAACAAUACUCUACGAAUCCAUUGACAAACAAGACUGGCUCGCGCCUCUAAUUAUAGCCUGCUACGUUCUGGUCACACCACUUUGGGUCUGGAUUGCAAAAAAAAAUGAACACACCAACGAUGUUCUCUACACCGGCUGGACGCCAGUCAUGAUUGCUAUGCUCAUAAGCAGUUGUGGAGGACUAAUUCUGGAGUUCAUGGUGUCCCGUUUCGAAAACCUGACAGUUUUCCAACCAGUAAUAAACGGAGUUGGUGGUAACCUGGUCGCGGUACAAGCCAGCCGAAUAUCCACAGCCCUUCACAAGCAGGCUGACCUCGGAACUUUGCUGAUACCGCCGGGUCUCGCUCAUCCGGUAAUCUUCAUCACGCCGAUAGCAAACUUUUUUGGAAAAGGUAUGCAUGCCAGGACUACUCGAGUCCUGAUGGCGAUGGUGAUACCGGGUCACGUGAUCUUCAUAUAUCUUAUAAAUUACAUGAAGGAUGGCAACGCAUCCCUGACACCGCUCUUCGUAUUCGUGUACCUUUGCGCGGCUCUACUUCAAGUAGCGGCUCUCCUUUACAUUGCGUACAUAAUGAUCCACUGGAUGUGGAAACGAAAAAUCGACCCCGACAAUUCUGCUAUUCCGUACCUCACCGCGAUGGGUGAUCUUCUCGGAAUCAGCUUAUUGGCAAUAGCAUUUCAAUUCCUCUACCUCGUCGGGGAUCAGGACUCUGACCUACCCCUUUCACCUUAACCGUAAGAGUAUGCUGGCAAAUAGUCUCCCAGGUUAACUUAUCUCCACGCAUAUUGCCAAUCCGAGAAAUGGUGACUUGUCGAUGUUGGUUCAGCGUGACGUUGAAUAAAUCCUUCAAUACCUCAAACCCCAGACGAUCAAAUUAAAGGUUCUUUUACCGGGUAACGGCGAACUGUUGACAAACCAACUGCAAUUGUCAUCUAUACGGAAAGUCUUUGUUUUCACUCGUGGUCUUGAUCACUUAUUGCUGGAGGUAAAAUAAUUUCCAUUCAAUGAUAUUAUUAUUCGGUGUUACAGGCACCCUCCAGUUCCCCCAAGGAUUUUUUAUUUAUUCGAAGAAUGAGCUGAAAUUUCUAUUCGUAAACGAUACUUGUACGUCAGUUUGCGUAUGAUGUUAUAUCGAAUUAUACAAUAUACUCGUGGAAAAACUUCGAAAGCAAAUUUAAAAACCUACAAUACAUAGCAGUAUAAGUAAUUGUCAAAUGGAUAUAAGAGAAGAAUAUAUUUUUCAGUAGUUUUACGUGUAUAUAGUAAAGUAUGUAUUGUUGAAAGGUUAGCAACCAACGACCGUAAUUCUUGAAGGCCAAAAUUAUCUUAGCGGAAAAAGUCUCGAAUGCCAUUAAAACCAAAAUAUAUAAAUAAUGCAGAUAACUGAACAUAACGAAAAUGACUGUAUUCGCAGGUACGAGUAUAGCAGGAAAAAGUUAUUUAAUAAUAAUUAUUGUGGUUACAACUAUUACUUGGCUAAAGUGAAUAUAGCGGAUUGCAGCAUAGCAUGCAGAAAAUACAGCGAAGUUUUAUUUACUUGGGGAAAUGAAUAAAUGAAUGAAUAACCAAAAAUCGGUGGAAAAUUACCAAAGGAUCACACAGACUAAAUUAAUAAAAAGCUGUGGAUGAAAUAUCAACUCUUUUUCAAUCCAUUUCACGCUCUAUUAUGUUUAUUAAUCCGGAUAAUGCGGCGAAUUGAUCACUCAAGCGUUGUUACUUUAUGUCAAAAUAUAGUUUUUCAUUCUUUUAUAAGUACACCUGUGUAAGUACGUAUUGAACGUACACACAAUACGUGGUGCGCACGAUUAGGAAGGAAUAAUGAAAAAAUCACAAGCUCUUGAGUCAAAAUUAAAAUUGUUGAGGAUUCUGUAUCCCUCGGUCGUCGUGUCCAGAGAAAGAACAAUCACCAGCAAAGAAAUUGAUCCAAGCUCAACAAUCUAGCGAUUGUUGUAAUUUUUUGACAUAUUUUCUUACUUUUAUUACUAUUAUUUAAUUGUUUCCGCAGGAACCGGGUAACCCUACCUAUGAACGUAAAUCUCCAUCGUAUAUGCAAGGGAAAUUUAGCGUGGAGCACUACUGUGAAAAAACUUGGUCAGGUUUUUGAAAAUUUAAGAAGGAGAAUACGAUAGCAAUAAUAACGGACGAACGCCAUCAACCUGGGAUUAACGUCACCAACGCUACCCUAGUGGACAUUGUGAGAGCCACAUUGUGAUUUUUCUCUUUUUUUUUGGCCGUAAAUAAAGCCAAAACGCCUAUGUCGAUGUGUUUCAAAACUGCAAGUGACCGUGAUUAGGUAUACUGCGCAUGCGUUACUAUUGCCAUCGUUGUCGCACACACUGUUGAACAGAUCAUCACUCGAUUGCAGCAAUCCUAACGACAUUAAACUGAACAACGGAAUCUGAUUCCGUUAGAAAAGUCAUCUAUGGCACCCCACUAUCAGAGUUACACGACGUGUAUAUAAACGACCAUUUCCGGCAGGAAUCCGCAUCUUACCUCUGAUUUCUUUGAUCACAGAUAAGAUGUGAGAAAGAAGGUGACGCCACCGAGCCUAAAAAUGUGAAGCACUGCUCAUUUGCCAGGUUCACUGAUUAUGAGCUUCGUGAAAAGCGCCAGUUUUCAUAGAGAUACAAUUAGACGUAGCGUAAGCGGGUGUUUCACGCAGGUAUCAAAUGAAUGCGUGCAACAGUGCAAGUAAGUCGCGUCCAGCUUGUUCACGCACAUACGAAACUCGCAAUUAUAAUUGAAAACUAAAUUCGAGUAUACCUUUAUAUAACCUGAGCAUGUUUUACGCGUUUUUCCAUGCGUGUUUUCCGUACAAUAAAGUACCCGUAUCUACGACGAUCGAGUUUGUCUGCAAAUGCGCAUACGCGUAGUACAAAAAAGACCACUUUUAAGUAGUUAAAAGUGAUCUUUUCUGGACUACGUGCUCGCACCGUCUCAAAAAAAUCUGACAUUACGCAACCCUAACUUCAAUUUCACGCUUCGUGAAUAAACGCGUAACACACUCUUGCUAUAUAGAGAAUCGUGUGCAGCAAGAAGGCAACGCUCUUUUCGCCUCGCGUAUUUGCUAUAUUUGUCUCCGGCUCACCUACAAAUCGUAUUGCAAACUUACGCUCGGCCCGCAAAUAUCGCGUUUGCCUCCUUGUUACACAAUGCACUAUUCUCGACCUCUCAGCAAUCGUAUACGUGCUUCCGCAGCGUUAUGGUACAGAUAUUUCUGCUGGAAACCGUUAACCAAACCGUUGCUAGAUUCUCCAGUCAACGAGCGAUCACAGGCGAAGAAGAGGAAGAAGAAGAAGAGGGCUGUGGAAUCACCUUUCUCACGUUGCGGUCCCGCCACUUUUUUGUUGGGUUGUCAUUUGGGUUGUUUGCUUGGGUAGGUUGGUAUAAGUUAUACCGUAUAACGAAAGAUACAUAUCUUCAUCAUAUUCGGAAUCCCAUUUCACGGUUGCAUAAUUAAAGUGUGAAGUAUUAAAUGCUUCCUUUCGAGAAUUAACAUUAGGUUCGACGUAGUGCAGCUUUCCCGAUAAUUCAGAAUUCUUCGUAUUAGGUGGCAUUAGUUAUAACUAUAUACGUAAUGGAACUGCUAUUUUUCUGCUAGCAGAUAACUAUAAAUAGCAUACAUUUUUCAACACAAGAAGGUUCAUGUGCUUUACUAUCAUGAUAAGCUAUCGGAUAAAAUACCAUGAACAAACAAAUAUUAUUUCUUGUUAGCUACGUGCAUAUUUUUUCGGAUAAAAGGUUGAACAAACUAAGAACGCAUAAAAGACGGAAACAUCUCAUAAUAUUGAUCUGAAUAUAUUUUCAUUAAAACAUAAAUGUUGGAUCGAUGAGAUAACAAAAUGAAUUUACAAAAUAAUACACUUCAAAGUUGCAGUUUAUAUUACAAAUUACUUUAGGGUGUAUAUACAUGUCUAUGUAAUUAUUCUGUGAACGAUUGUAAAUAAUUUUCAAUUCAUAUUUAAAUAAAUAAUUUACUAUUACGUAUGAUAUAUCUUGUAUGUUUUGUGGGCGCCAGAUUUAUCGUGGAACACGUGAUUAACUUUACUUAAUUUCGGUUA
Neodiprion fabricii is the source of this 5474-nucleotide messenger RNA. RefSeq names its product solute carrier family 41 member 1-like. Gene Ontology annotation, molecular function: monoatomic cation transmembrane transporter activity. Bases 679 to 2145 code for a protein of 488 amino acids. Gene Ontology annotation, cellular component: plasma membrane. The transcript has 6 exons. Gene Ontology annotation, biological process: monoatomic cation transport. The record is from RefSeq and is a predicted model, not a curated record. Lineage: Eukaryota; Metazoa; Arthropoda; Insecta; Hymenoptera; Diprionidae.